Molecule: messenger RNA, 4494 nt
Organism: Terrapene triunguis (Three-toed box turtle)
Lineage: Eukaryota; Metazoa; Chordata; Testudines; Emydidae
Gene: NAA25
Product: N(alpha)-acetyltransferase 25, NatB auxiliary subunit
Exons: 24
Coding region: 21-2939 (972 amino acids)
Biological process (GO): N-terminal peptidyl-methionine acetylation
Cellular component (GO): cytoplasm; NatB complex
Molecular function (GO): protein-N-terminal amino-acid acetyltransferase activity; protein binding
Source: RefSeq, a predicted model, not a curated record
UGCGGUUCUGCGCUCUCAUCAUGGCGGCGCGGGGCCAUGUGCAGGACCCCAACGACCGGCGCCUCCGGCCUAUCUACGAUUAUCUUGAUAAUGGCAAUAAUAAAAUGGCAAUCCAGCAGGCAGAUAAACUGCUAAAAAAACACAAAGAUCUUCACUGCGCUAAGGUUUUAAAGGCAAUCGGCUUGCAGAGAACUGGGAAACAAGAUGAAGCAUUUGCUCUCGCACAAGAAGUAACAGCACUCGAACCUACAGAUGACAACUCUUUGCAAGCACUAACUAUCCUUUACCGGGAAAUGCAUAGACCGGAGUUGGUAACAAAACUUUACGAGGCAGCUGUAAAGAAGGUUCCCAACAGUGAGGAGUAUCAUUCUCAUCUCUUCAUGGCCUAUGCCAGGGUCGGGGAAUACAAGAAAAUGCAACAGGCUGGAAUGGCACUUUAUAAGAUUGUCCCCAAAAACCCUUACUACUUUUGGUCUGUGAUGAGCCUAAUUAUGCAGUCUAUUUCAGCACAAGAUGAAAAUCUCUCCAAAACAAUGUUUUUGCCCCUAGCUGAAAGAAUGGUGGAAAAAAUGGUGAAGGAGGAUAAGAUUGAAGCUGAGGCUGAAGUUGAACUUUACUACAUGAUACUGGAACGUUUGGAGAAGUAUCAGGAAGCCUUGGAUGUUGUUAGAGGAAAACUAGGAGAGAAGUUGACUAGUGAGCUCCAGAGUCGAGAGAAUAAGUGUAUGGCGAUGUAUAAGAAGCUGUGCAAGUGGCCAGAAUGCAACGCACUGUCCAGGAGGUUGCUACAGAAAAACUCGGAUGAUUGGCAGUUCUAUAUAAUUUACUUUGAUUCAGUCUUUCAACUCAUUGACAAAUCCUGGACUCCUCCAGCAGAAGGAGAGCACUCUCUGGAAGGAGAAGUGCAUUAUUCUACAGAGCAAGCUGUGAAAUUUAUAGAGGAGAGGAUAACAGAAGAAGCUAAGAGCUCUCGGCCACUUCGGGGACCCUACCUAGCCGAACUGGAGCUGAUUAGACGUUUGCGACACAGGGGUUGUAAGGAUGAAUAUAAACUAGGUGACCCAGAAGAACUAAUGUUCCAAUACUUCAAAAAGUUUGGGGACAAACCCUGCUGUUUCACUGAUCUGAAGGUAUUUGUGGACCUCCUCCCAUCUAGCCAGUGUACAAAGUUCAUCAGUCAGUUGCUGGGAAUCAUUCCUUUGUCAGCACCAGCAGAGGGUAAACUUGCACUACCAGCUGACAUCAAAGCUUUGCAACAACACUUGUGUGUGGUUCAGCUAACAAGAUUGCUUGGUCUCUAUCACACCAUUGACAAAAAACAAAAGCUGAGUGUAGUCCGGGAGUUAAUGUUAAGAUACCAGCAUGGAUUGGAGUUUGGGAAAUCUUGUUUGAAAACUGAAUUGCAGUUUUCAGAUUAUUACUGUCUGCUUGCAGUUCACCUGCUUCUGGAUAUGUGGCUAGAGGCAGGUGAAGAGAUGGCCGUGUGGCAGUCCUUGACUUUAUUAGAAGAAGGAUUAACCCACAGUCCUUCUAAUGCUCAGUUCAAAUUGCUGCUCAUUCGAAUUUACUGCAUGCUUGGUGCAUUUGAACCUGUUGUGGAGCUUUAUUCCAGCCUUGAUGCUAAGCACAUACAGCACGACACCAUCGGUUACCUUCUGACACGCUAUGCAGAGUCCCUGGGUCAAUAUGCUGCUGCAUCCCAAUCCUGCAAUUUUGCACUCAGGUUUUUCCACUCCAACCAGAAAGAUACCUCAGAAUAUAUUAUUCAAGCCUACAAGUAUGGUGCAUUUGAGAAGAUCCCAGAAUUCAUUGCUUUUAGGAACAGGCUGAAUGCCUCACUUCACUUUGCACAAGUCCGCACUGAACGGAUGUUGUUAGACCUCUUACUUGAAGCAAAUCUAUCAACCAGUUUAGAAGAAAGUAUAAAGUCCAUGAGUCUGAGUCCAGAGGAAGAUGAUAUUCCAUGGAAAGAUUUGCAUGACAACAGAGACCUAACGGUCUUAUUUAAUUGGGAUCCAAAAGACAGGGACAUUUCUGAGGAGCAUAGGAAACUGUCAUUGGAGGAAGAAACCAUCUGGUUGCAAAUCCGAUCUUUAACUUUAAGGCUAGUAAGCGGACUCCCAACUCUUAGUCAUACUGUUCACCCAAAGAACUCUGAAAAGACUGCUGAGAAUGGUGUCUCAUCCAAAAUUGAUACGAUACGGUCUCUGCUUCAACAACUGGAAACGGCAGUGGAUUCAGGGAAGCAGUUUCUUGAGCAGAAAAUUCAGUAUCCUGUCCUUGGCCCUCCUCCUACCCGAAUGGCUGGCUUCUUCAGUAAUGGCAGCUGUCAGUGCCAGACUAGCUUGUUUUAUCUUGUUAGUGAUAUUUAUGAACUAGAUACCAAUGGCUUAGAAGAUUCAACAGAAAUCCAAGAGAGGAUAGGGAAUAGUUUUAAAUCUUUACUAGAACAAUUAACAGACUUGUUCAAUAAAUGUAAAAGUGACUUGAUGGAAGUCAGAGAUGGCAUCUUGAAAACUCAUCCUAACAUUUUAGAAAACUUAGUCUUCUUUGUUGAGACAAUGUCCAUCACCCUAUGGGUGUCAAGUUACUGUGAUAGUGUCCUGCGACCCUUCAAAUCGAGCUUACAGAAAAAGAAAAAGAAAAAAAAAGAAACCAGUGUAGUUAUGCCUCCUGUAUUUACCAGUUUUUUGGAUUAUGUAAUUGAGCUACAGACGUUAACUUCCAAUGUUAUAGACCAUAUCAAAGGGCUCGAAAUCAUUCUGACUGCACUUAAACUUGAAGAACUGUCCAUAGAUGACACUUUCCUUUCACAGGAAGAAAAAAAGUUUACAAAGACUGUGCAAGGAAAGGUCCAGAGCAGUUACCAGCACUCAAUUCAGGAAAUUGGGGAGCUGCUGAAAAAGAGACUUGAUACCAUAAAAAAACUAAAGAUUUAAGAAAUGCACCCCAGGCAUAAAGACUUCACAACAGAGUGACACCAUAAUCCCAGGCAGAAGCAACAUCCAACAUACCAUCACUUUAAUCCAGAACUUCCUCAUAAAUGCAUGAAGGACUUUAAUCAUAAAUAUUUUUUUUAGGUAUUAAAGAUAUAUUCAGCUGAUUAAAUUAUUGUACAUAAACCAGAAGCAGGGACCCUCCAUCAGGGUUUGACCACUUUUUAUACAUGUUCAUAAGCAUAUUGCAACAGGAAAAAUUCAAUUUUCUUCCCUUUUGGUCUCCAGAGACAACUGGAGAUAAUCUUUAGAAGCAGCAAUAGAAAUCCAGUAUAAAGCAUAUAUCUCAAAGGAGUUGUAUUUUCAUCUACCAUACAGUGUUUAUAGGUUUUAUAUGGUCCUUGCCUUAGAAAAGCGGAAAUUGUAGAUGCCCACAUUCAACCUUGGAGCAUAUUGUGUGGCCUCUUCCACUGAAGCAAGUUAGUUCUGGAGCUGUCUAUUCUAUUGACCAGCCACGUGGCCCUGCUGAAAAAAAGAAUUGAUAUCAUGUGGGCCCAGCAGAGAGAGAUGACGUUAUAUUGGAAGCACAUCUUUUAUUUAGGCAUAUACUGCCUUCCGGUGAUGCUCAUCAUUAACUGAAGAGGGUCAGAGUAAGUCAUGCUUAGUACCGAUGCAGUUUCCUCUGAGAUUGAACCCCAGCGACUGUUGGAGGAAGGGGGUGGUGUUAGUUUACAUACAGAUUGUUUCUAGUGGAAAGGUGGUUCAAAAAAUUACAAGCCUGAUCACUGUUUCAGCAAAAAGCUGGAGGCAAUGUACAUAAUAUCUGCAGUGAAGUCUGACACCACUGACUCUGAUCUCAUGUCAGUUUCCCGUAAAACAGUAAUCAUUGUGACUUUAAAAGGGGCUUGAAAUUUUAAGACCAAGUACUUAAAUAAUUUUUAAUGGAAUUGAGUCCUGUCAACUUUCUAUGGCUGUAAGUUGGCAGAAGUAAUUUUUGCUUCCAGUGUGGUAUGAGGCUGAGAAUGUUACUCUUUUGUUUGUAACUGUUUCCUUUUGUAACUGAUCUUUUAUGAUUAUCCAAGUAUAGACACAUUAGUAAUUCUGUUAGAGAAAUGUAAUUACAUCAUCUGAUCCCAUAAAAUCUGCAUUUCUGCUAUUUUAAUUUAAAGAGUAAUACAGACACACUAUAAAACAAAUAGGCACAAAUACGAACAUGUUGCACCUAGGAUGUGAGGGACACUUGAGACUCUUACAGAUUUCUUAUCUUCUAAUUAAAGAAAAGCAAGUAUAAUCUGAAAUCUAUAUUUAAAGUUUUAAGAGAGCUGACAAUCCUAGUGUUGUUAUCUCUUCUGAAUACAUUUUGUUAGAAAUGCUAGAGUGUUGAUGAGAGUAUUUUUUUAAAAGCCCUGUGUAAAAUUUCAAGUUGCUGCUCUUGCUGGAUUUAGUUUUACUUUGCCCCUUCCUAAAAGAGAGAGAGGACUUCCUACAAGUUGUUUGAAUUGUGAUGGAUGUGCUUAUGAUGUAGAUGCAGUGUCUGGUAAGUGCUUUGGGCCGGGGG